Molecule: messenger RNA, 1515 nt
Organism: Caenorhabditis remanei
Lineage: Eukaryota; Metazoa; Nematoda; Chromadorea; Rhabditida; Rhabditidae
Exons: 8
Coding region: 1-1515 (504 amino acids)
Source: RefSeq, a predicted model, not a curated record
AUGAUGAUAUUGGACAAACACGAUCCAUCAAUGAAAAUUCAGAAGUUUGAAGACAUGGCAGUUGUCCCAGAAGCUGAUUCUUCAUCAAAUGAGCUAACGAAAGGAGAUGUUAUAUUGGAGAUCGAUGGAGAGUGUGUCACUGUUCCAACCUUUGCCAAUGAGAAAAUCGCGAAUAGAAUUUUGGAGAAUGACAGAGUUAUACUGUUUGUUGAAAGAGCUGUGUCUGAAGAAGCGAAGAAAUGGACUGACUCUGCACUGAAAUCAGCUCAAUCGCUCAAUUUCGAUUUCCAGAAGAGUAAACGAGGCCCAGUCCCUCCCAUUCCUUCGUCUUCUGUAGCUAUUUCCAACACCAAGAAGCCAUCGAAUUCUCUUUCAGUCGUCAAAAAACAAUUGGUUGGUCAAAAAGUCGGACAUCAGAAUGGAUCAAAGAAAAAAGCAACUGGUCAAACAUCAGAACCGCUUAUUCUGAGCCAGGAUUCAUCAAUGGCAAGCAGUUCCAAUUCUUCCACAUUCUCUUCAGAAUCCCAACACACUCAGGAGAACAUAUUUAAUUCCAGGAGCGCGGUGAUAGAGAGUACAGUGGAAACUGGGACAAGUGAAGACAGCGCCUCACAAGAUCUGAACUGUUUAUUCUCUCCAUUGGAAAAUGAGCUACCGCUAGUCAAGAUCCUCCUUCGAAGGGGCAAUCAAGUUACCAGAAAAUAUCGACAAUAUUCGAAUAGAUGGUGUCUGGAGCAACAUUAUCAACACACGAUCCGGAAAUGGUGUGAUUCUGAAAUUAAAAACGAGAGAUCUCAAGCUGAUUCAAUCGCAUGUGAGGUCUAUCACGAUCUCUCCUCUGAUGUCUUCCAAAGGUUCGAUAAUAAUUAUGAGACCGACUAUGGAAUGUUCAUGCAAGAACUUGUCAUGGAAUCAUCAGAAUCAACAAUUGCGACUUCCGAAGGAGCUACACUGGAGAUUAAAAUCCCAUCUGAAGUCUCAAAAAAAAUCAGAUUAGAUAUUAAUGUUGACAGGACAAUAGUCUCAGUAUCGUCCUCCGGAAGCUUUGAUAAAUUGAUGAGAGGAGACGUAAUUAAACGAGUCAAUGAUGAAGAGUGUACCACGAUCCGCGAUUAUCUUCGAUGCAUUCAGAAGAAGACACCGAUCAGAAAAUUCUUUAAUUUGAUUUCCGGAAGAGUAAACGAGGCUCAGUCGAUCCCAUUCCCUCCUCUUCUGAAGCUAUUUCCAACGACAAGAAAACAUUCUGUUUCAGCCGCCAGAAAAGAAUUGACUGGUCCGAAAAUGUCGAGUCUCGAUCGAAAAGUAGAGUCUAGUAAUCGAACACUGAAUGCUCUUUAUCGACUCAUGGCCGACAGAAACUCGUUGACAAUUUCUCCGUCACCUCCAGCAUUGAUAAGUAGACCAGUGUCACCUGCUAACUGUUUAUCACCAAGAGAUCAAUUGUCUCCAACAAGUAUCAGCAGUCAAAGGUCAGGAUCUCCCAGUUAUACACUGGAUCCGAAUGGAUUGCAUUGA